Hibiscus syriacus is the source of this 2481-nucleotide messenger RNA. Its product is annotated as glutamate receptor 1.3-like. The transcript is spliced from 6 exons. Gene Ontology annotation, molecular function: glutamate-gated receptor activity. Lineage: Eukaryota; Viridiplantae; Streptophyta; Magnoliopsida; Malvales; Malvaceae. Bases 1 to 2481 code for a protein of 826 amino acids. The record is from RefSeq and is a predicted model, not a curated record. Gene Ontology annotation, cellular component: plasma membrane.
AUGAAGAUGGAGAAGCAAGUGUUGCUCUUAUUUGCCUUCUGCUCGACUCUCCUGGGUGAAGGGAGUGGCGAAAAUGGUGCUAUUAGAGAGGCGGUUGGUGUUGGGUUAAUCGUCGAUAUGGGGUCGAGGGAGGGGAACAUCAUCCGCAGCUGCGUUUCCAAGGCCAUUUCGGGAUUCAACAGCUCAUACCAAAUGAGGAUAUCAGCUCUCCACACCAAACUCUCCAAAGGGGACCCUUCCCUUGCUUUAUCCGCCGCUUUCGACCUCUGGGAAAAUGACAAAGUCGGGGUCAUACUCGUUGCGCAAAAUUCAAAAUUGGAAGCAAGAUAUUUGGCCGAAUUUGGAGAUCACCCCAAAGUCCCACUAAUCUCUAUUUCACCACUUGAAUCUGCAGAAGCGAAAGCAGUCGCUGCUUUCAUAGAGUUGUACGAAUGGGAAGACGUUGUCCUCAUCCACGAAGAUAAUGGUAAUUGGAGUGAUUUCUUUGAAGAGACAACGUUUGAGGUUGCGUAUAAAACCGCAGUGUCUGCUUCAUCUGAAGAUGAUGAUAUCAUCGGAGAACUUCAUAGGCUACGAGCGAUGCGGAGAUCGCUAUUUGUGGUGCAUGUAUCCCACGUCUUGGCAUCUCGUCUUUUCGAACAAGCGAAAAGGUUGGGAAUGAUCGGCCGAGGGUAUGCAUGGAUCGUGACUUCUAAGACCAUGAACCAGUUGAAAAUAAAUUUGAAUGAUUCAUCGGUGUUUGAAUCGAUGCAGGGAUUCAUCGGUUUCAGGUCUUAUAAAACUACAGAAUCAAAAGAGCUCUGUAACAAGGAGUUUGAUAUGCAAGGGAUGAUGAAGAAUUUUGACUACUACAUUCAUGGAAAGGUAAGCUCAAGCACUACUUUUGAAAUAGUUAAUUUGAUGGGUGAAAGGGAAAGAAGAGUUGGCUUUUGGACAUCUUCGGGCGAAAUCACCAUUGGAUUACACGGAUCCACUCAUCGAAGGCAUCUGUUUUCGAGUUCGACCCCCGGGAACCUCGAAACGAUAAUCUGGCCUGGUGGGACUUCAGCCAUUCCCAAAGGUCGAAUGAUGCGAAUGAGCAGUAAUAUCCUAAAUAUUGGUGUUCCUGUAACGAAUGGGUUCUCACAAUUGCUGAAAGUGGACCGUGAUCUUCAGACCAAUGCCACGAUUGUCUCUGGUUUCUGCAUAGAUGUUUUCAGAGCAGCAAUGGACGGUUUGAAGUACCAAAUGCCAUAUCAGUUUGUACCAUUCGAAUAUAACAACCCGAACAUUGGUGAGACAUACGAUGAUCUUGUCUACCAAGUAUAUCUCCAGAAGUAUGAUGCUGUUGUUGGGGACAUAACGAUUACAGCAAACAGAUCUUUGUACGUGGAUUUUACUUUGCCAUACACGGACAUGGGGGUGGGAAUGGUUGUUCAGAAAACCCCCAAGGACAGCAGAAACUUGUGGAUUUUCUUAAAACCACUCACCGGAGGACUCUGGCUUACGAUUGUGGGAGUUUAUGUCUUGACAGCUUCGGUUAUUUGGCUGAUCGAACGCCCUUCGUUCGUCGAGCAAACCCCGCAAUCGAACGGACAGAUGGAAAGGAUGUUUAGGUUCUCCUUCUCCAUCCUCCUUUUUUUUCACUGGGAGAAAUUAUCAAGCAACUUGUCGAGAUCUGUCGUUCUUUUAUGGGUGUUCGUGGUGUUCAUAUUAGGUUCGAAUUACACCGCCACGUUAACAUCAAUGAUGACGGUCCAACAUAUCGAGUUAAACUCCAAGAUGAGCAGCAUAGGACACAGAACAGGUCCGGUCACCCAAGAAGUCAUCGGCAAUCUAAACUUCGAAAGCUCUAGUUCGACAUCUGUAUGGCUUACUUCCCCGGAGGAAUUUGCGAAAGCUUUAUCGGAAGGAAGUAAAAACGGCGGCGUCUCGGCUAUAAUCGACGAGAUGCCAUACAUCAAGAUCUUCCUAGAAAAAUACCCAUCACGUUAUUCCAUGAUCGGCCCCGUCAUGCCCAACACCAAUGGCUUCGGCUUUGCAUUUCCCAAGGGCUCAGCCAUGGCUAGUGACAUCUCGAGGGAGAUCGAAAAGCUAAGACAGGAUGGACGGCUCCAAAUGCUGGAGAACGCGUGGUUCAAAAGCCCGACCACUAGUUUUGAUUCGGGCGAUGCUUCGAGCAGUGUGAACCCACUGACGGUAGGAGACUUUCGGGGCUUGUUUCUUAUCAGUGGAACCUUCACGGCUUUAGCCUCUCUCUUGUUCUUUGCUUCUUUGCUGUAUAAAAACAUUCAUAUUUUGAAGAAAUGGGGACGAUCUGAGAUUGUGAAACAGUAUAUUUGUAUGAUCAUUUUCAAGAGCAGAAGAGACGCCAAUGUAAUAUACCCAGAGUUGGGCAAUGGUUCCGAUAUGACUGCGUUAUGGGGCGCGGAUUGGUUGGGCAGUAUUUGUAGACCUAAAUCGGAAGGGGGUCUUGGGUUGAGGGAUUUGGCUGUGGAAUAG